UGUCUGUAUGAAUGCAAAUCAUGCGGCCGACUGCAGCUGCGUGGAUGGUUAUCAAGGCAAUGGUUUUGUCGGCUGUCAGCCAGCGCUCGAUCAUACACCUGUCUGUCAGUACAACGAGGAUUGUCCACCUACGAAACUCUGUGAUCGUCUCAACCGCCGCUGCAUCAAUCCCUGCUUCGAGGACUCGUGUGGUGAGAAUGCUGAGUGUAUACCCGUCAACCAUGGCAUCGAGUGUCGUUGUCUGGCAGGCUUCGUCGGCAAUGCUUACAUCGAAUGUUCGCAAGUGCAGGGUUGCCGCGCGGAUCGUGAAUGUGACGCCAGUCAAGCGUGCAUUAACGGUAAAUGCGCUUCACCCUGUCGCUGUGGAGCUAACGCACUUUGCGAUGUCAUCAAUCAUCGUGGCAUCUGUAAGUGUCCACCAGGCUACGCUGGCAAACCAGAAGUCGCCUGCAAUCCACCCAUCAAUCCUUGUGACCCCAAUCCAUGUGGCGUUAAUGCGCUAUGCGAGCUUGAUAAUGGUAAUCCAAUUUGUUAUUGCCCCAAGGGACUCACCGGCAAUCCUUUCAAAAAUUGCAUACCCGAAGGCGAUGAGUGUCGCCCGAACCCGUGCGGUCCCAACUCGGGUUGUCGCAUGGUGGGUGGCUCACCCACCUGUUUCUGUCUACCCGAAUAUGAAGGUCAACCCCCGCUUGUGCAAUGCGAAGUGCCGAAGAGCCCCUGCGAUCCAUCCCCUUGUGGGCCGAACACCCAAUGUGCUGUACUCAGUAACGGCUUCUCGAAGUGUACCUGCCUACCCGGCUAUGUGGAAAGUCCCAACACGAUUCGUGGCUGCAUCGAACCUGUCAAUCCAUGCGACCCAAGCCCUUGCGGCCUGGGCGCUGUUUGCGAUUCUUCGCGCACACCGGUUUGCUUCUGUCCCGACGGCCAAAUCGGCAAUCCAUUCAAGUCCUGCGAAAAACCGCCCAUUUCCGAUGAAUUAUGUACACCUGGACCAUGUGGCCGCAAUGCUGAUUGCUACGUUACUAGCAACCGCGAGGAAUGCUACUGUCGUCCAGGUUAUAUUGGUGAUCCAUAUCAAGGUUGCCGCGAACCACCACGUAGCGCGUGUGAACCAAAUCCUUGCGGUCCGAAUGCUGAAUGCAUAGUUUCUGUUGAUGGUCAAAGUGCUUGCAUAUGUCCGGAUGGUUUAUCCGGUGAUCCCACCUCAACUAAGGGCUGUCAUGGUUACGAAUGUCAAGUGGAUGCCGAUUGCCCGCACGACAAGGCGUGCAUGGGUUUCAAAUGCUACGAUCCCUGCCCAGGCGCUUGCGGACAAGGCGCCAAUUGCCGCGUGGAAGAGCACCAUCCAGUUUGCUCAUGCAAUGCUGGACUCACUGGCAAUCCGGGCAUACGGUGCUAUGCGCUGGACAUACCAAAAACCCCUAGUCGCAAUCCAUGUUUGCCCAACCCUUGUGGCGUCAAUAGUGACUGUAAACUGCUAAACAAUCGUGCUGUAUGCUCCUGCUUGCCCGGCUAUUUGGGUGAUCCACAGAGUGGCUGCCGCGCCGAAUGUGAUAUUAACUCUGAUUGCGGCACGGCGCAAGCCUGUAUCAACCAUAAGUGUAUUGAUCCAUGUGCUGGCACAGUUUGCGGCAUUAAUGCUAUUUGUAGAGUACAACAACAUACGCCCAUCUGCGCAUGUCUCGACGGCUUUACCGGUGACGCUUUCCGUCAAUGUAUACCUGUUGGCGUGCUUAAGAAUAUAACACGCGACCCAUGCGUCCCUUCACCUUGUGGACCACAAGAUGUUUGCUCGAUAUACGGUGACGGUGUAGCGCUUUGCGACCCUUGCUUUGGGUCUAAUGCACAACAGAACCCACGCUGCCGACCUGAGUGUUUAUCAAACUCCGACUGUCCCUUCGAUCGCGCCUGUUUAGGCCAACGCUGCUUGGAUCCAUGCCCUGGUUCAUGUGGACACAAUGCUGUCUGCAAUGUGUACGAACAUAAUCCCAUCUGUAGCUGCCCGCCUGGCUUGUACGGUAAUCCCUACGAGCACUGCUCACCGCCUUCGCCGUUUGAACCAGCACCAUCACCUAGCUGCGAGAAAUUACAAUGUGGCGCCAAUGCGGAAUGUAAGAAACGAAGUGGCGCUUUGACUUGCGUCUGUCGCACAGGUUAUUUCGGCGAUCCUUUCAUCGGCUGCCGACCAGAAUGUGUACUCAACUCAGACUGUCCGGCUGAUAAAUCUUGCGUCAAUUCUAAAUGCGUGGAUUCAUGCGUCGGCGUUUGUGGCAUCAAUGCCAUGUGCCGUAUUGUUAAUCAUGCACCUGUCUGCAUCUGCGUAGAUGGUUAUACUGGCGACGCAGCUGUCCAAUGUAAUCCAUACUACUUACCACCUAGGAAACCAGCGCGCAACCCUUGUGAACCAUCGCCUUGCGGCCCCAACUCACGUUGCAUGAUUUCGCCGGAUGGCUAUGCGGCCUGUUCAUGCCUGCCGAACUUCAAAGGCUCACCGCCAGUCUGUCAGCCAGAAUGCGUUGUCAGUUCGGAGUGUCCGCUGAACAAAGCUUGCAUCAAUCAACGCUGCGCAGAUCCAUGUCCGGGUACAUGUGGCGUAGAAGCACGCUGCGAAGUCCUUAACCACAAUCCCAUCUGCUCUUGCGAAGCCGGUUUUGAAGGUGAUCCGUUCGUGUCGUGCGGCCGCAUACCAGAGGAAAGAACUGAUAGCAAUCCUUGUGUGCCUUCGCCAUGCGGACCCAAUUCAAUAUGUCAAAUUAAACAAGAUCGGCCAGUUUGCUCAUGCGUUGCCAAUUAUAUUGGCAGCCCGCCAUAUUGUCGCCCGGAGUGCACUUUGAACACCGAAUGCCCAGCGGAUAAGGCUUGCAUACAAGAGAAAUGUCAAAAUCCAUGCGCUAAUACAUGCGGACACAACGCACGUUGCACAGUGAUUGCGCAUGCGGCGCAUUGUAGCUGCGACCAGGGUUACGAAGGGGACGCCUUCGUUGGCUGCUCGAAAAUUGAUGAGAAGCCAAAAGACCGCAUCGAUCCCUGCUAUCCUAGUCCUUGUGGCGAGAACGCAAUUUGUAGCGAACGUAAUGGCGAAGCACGCUGUAGUUGUAUUGAACCUUACAUUGGCGAUCCCUACACCACUGGCUGUCGACCCGAGUGCGUUUACAAUGCUGAGUGUCCUUCGGCGCUUGCCUGCAUCAAGCAGCAUUGUCGCGAUCCAUGCGUGGGCACUUGUGGCUCGAACACUGAAUGUGCGGUAGUCAAUCAUGUGCCUACAUGCAGCUGCGCGCGUGGCUAUGAAGGCGAUCCAUUCACUGGCUGCAAGCGAAAGAGUCCAACCCUACCGCUCAGCCCUUGCGAACCCACACCUUGCGGUGCUAACAGCAUUUGUCGCGUGGUGGACGAUCGUCCAACCUGCUCCUGCCAAGUAGGCUACUUCGGCGCGCCACCCAACUGUCGACCCGAAUGUGUUGUUAGCUCGGAAUGUGCACAGCACUUGGCUUGUAUCAAUCAGAAAUGCACAGAUCCUUGUGUCGGUACCUGCGGCUUCAAUGCCAAAUGCCAAGUGGUUAACCACAAUCCUAUCUGCUCGUGUCCAGCCGAUUACAUGGGUGAUCCGUUUGAGCAAUGUGUGCCAAAACCUCGCGAACCACCACCGAAAAUAAAUCCUUGCCUGCCCAGUCCUUGUGGCCCCAACGCAGAAUGUCGUGACGUUGAUAAUCGCGCUGCUUGUAGUUGCGCGCCAGGUAUGUUCGGUGCGCCGCCCAACUGUCGUCCCGAAUGUGUUAUCCACCAGGAUUGUCCAUCGAAUCGUGCCUGUAUACGCCAACGCUGCGAAGA
Molecule: messenger RNA, 3828 nt
Organism: Rhagoletis pomonella (apple maggot)
Lineage: Eukaryota; Metazoa; Arthropoda; Insecta; Diptera; Tephritidae
Product: neurogenic locus notch homolog protein 3-like
Molecular function (GO): calcium ion binding
Source: RefSeq, a predicted model, not a curated record